This is a messenger RNA of Electrophorus electricus (electric eel), 5451 nucleotides long. Lineage: Eukaryota; Metazoa; Chordata; Actinopteri; Gymnotiformes; Gymnotidae. The record is from RefSeq and is a predicted model, not a curated record.
AUGGUCACUGUGUCAUCUGUGUGUAACUGGGCUUUUGACUACUGGGGUCGCGGCACAGUUGUCACCGUUACAAGCGGAGUGCAAAGCCCACCGGCGUCAAUCUUUGGUAUGUCACAAUGUGGCUCUGGCUCGGAUGGAUUCCUUACUCUCGGCUGUUUAACAUCUGGUUUCUCCCCUGCCGAUGCUCUGAAGUUCAAAUGGACGGACUCCCAAGGAAAGGAACUUACUGAGUUUACCCAGUAUCCGAUGGCCGAGACCAGUGGUUCCUACACCUCGGUCAGUCAUGUGCAAGUGAAAGCUUCUGACUGGAAUACUGAAAAGUCGUUCAUGUGCACAGCUGAACAUCCGGCAGGAUCAAAAACAGAAACCCUUAAAAAAGAAGUUGUGCCUGACCACCCUGCAUCUCUGCUUCUAACAUCUCCUACUGAAAAGGAGUUAGAAAAUGGAACAGCUACCUUCAUCUGCUUAGCCAGUCAUUUCUCACCUAAAACAUAUGAGUUUAAAUGGACACUUGAUUCUGUGGACGUGAGUACACAGGCCACAGAUCUCAUGUUAAAAGAGGAAAAAAACAAUUUCAGUGCCAUAAGCAUUUUGAAAAUCAAGGCCAACCAAUGGAUAUAUUCAUCUUCCCCAAUUAAAUGUGAAUUCAAGCAAGACAAAUGGACCUUUUCCAGAGAGGCCAAGCAUACUGCUGACUCUUGUGAAAAUCCACUUGAUAUGAAUAUAGUCGGCCCUUCCAUAAAGGACAUGCUUGUUAAAAGAGCAGGUGAACUCCAGUGCACUGCUAAUGGACCUCAAGGUUUCAAAAACAUGAAAUGGAUUAGUGAUGGUAAAGAAAUUGCAUCAGUCCAGACGAACCCCAUGAGUACCGAAGUCACACUCAUUACUCCUAUCAGUUAUGAUGACUGGAGCAACGGCACAGCAUAUACUUGCGAGGUGGAGCACGAUCUAUUUGCCACCACGCAGUCAAAGAAAUACGAACGAAAGAAUGGAGGUGACCUUCGGUGCCCCUCAGUUUAUCUGCUCGCUCCGCCAGAAAAGAGCCCCGAUGAGGAAUGGGUGACCCUGACUUGUUAUGUGAAAAACUUCUACCCUAAAGAGGUAGUUGUGAUUUGGCUUGCUAAUGAUAAACCAGUGGAAGGAGAUAAGGCGAGGACCACUAGUGUGAUUGAGAGAGAUGGCCACUUUUCAGUUUAUAGCCAGCUCCUUGUCCAGGACUGGGAACAAGACUCAGUGGUGUACAGCUGUGUAGUAUACCACGAGGCUAAUGACCAGACUGUGCGCCUCAUAGCCAGAACAACCGACAGUAAAUCCAAUACACCCACCUUAGUGAAUUUCAGCAUGAAUGUACCCUCAGGCUGCAAAGGAUCCUGCUAUCACUUUGUUUUAUCUGUUUUAAUCUCAUGGUUUAUAGCUCAGCGUGUGAACAAGCCCAAAAUCACUCUGUUGAGUAAAGAAGAUGGUGACCAAGUUCUGCUGCUUUGUUCUGUGGAGGAUUUUUAUCCCGAACAACUUACAGUAAAAUGGUCGACGGAUGGGUCAACAGUGGAUGUGAAUUUGCAAACUCCAGAUGUUAAGAAAUUACAAAGUAUUGGCAAAAUGAAGACUUUCACUGAAAUAAGCAUAGUACGCAUUGAGGCAGAGCUGUGGAAAAAAGGCAUAGAGUAUAAAUGUAACGCAGAACACAAUUCCCAGGACUUUAGCACAAAACUAAGCAUUUGCAAAGCUCAUCCAUCUGUCAAGCCACAAAUACAUCUGGCCAAACCUAAUCUCAUAUCAGUAAAAACAGAUCAGCUGGCCACAGCUUCAUGUACUGUUGAGUCAGUGUACAAUGAGGUACAAGUUUCAUGGAUUGGGGAAGGAAACAAACAGGAUAGUAGUAUCUCUGUAGACCAAAAGUAUAAUCCCAGCAAGAAAAUUUAUGAAACUAUUAGCAAAUUCACGCUCCCAGUAACAAAGUGGAAAUCCUGGAGUACAGUAACAUGUAGAGCUGAACAUCAAUGCUUCUCCAGUGAGGAAAAGACCAUCUAUAUUGUUGAGCCUGUACAGUGGAAUACUUCUGUACUGAUUAGAAGGCCUUUUGCAGACAGUGCUGUGCUGCAGUGUGUGGGAAAUGAGCUUCCCUCUGGUGUGCUUACUGUCAUACUCCAGUCCAGUGCAACUGAGAUCUCUCGUCAGUAUGUGGACCUGCCCAAAGACCUGAACACUCUCACCACAUACUUCACUGUUCCUGAUACAUAUCAAACCAAAGAUCAUCGCUUCUCAUGUAUAGUUUACCAAAACACUAAUAAGUGGACAUCAGAUUCUACUGAAUGUAUUUUUGGUGACCCUACUGUGGAACUCUUAAUGGUUCCCAGUGUUGGACACCCCACAUCAGAACCACAAAUAUUGCAGUGCAUUGGCACUGGAUUCAACCCAAAGAUUAAAUGGCUUGUCAAAUCGGUGGAGAAGCAUGAUGCUACUUCUAAAAGUAUGAUGCAAGCAGAUGGACGUGUAAAAGUGUUCAGUGAAAUAUCAGUGUCACAGCAAGACUGGAAUCAAGGUUCAAAAUAUACAUGUAAAGUUAAUGAUGAGAAGCUUAAAAAAAAACAUGUCGAGAAGAGCACCAAUAUUUGUGCAGCUCAUCCAUCUGUCAAACCACAAAUACAUCUGGCCAAACCUAAUCUCAUAUCAGUAAAAACAGAUCAGCUGGUCACAGCUUCAUGUACUGUUCAGUCAGUGUACUAUGAUGUACAAGUUUCAUGGUUUGGGGAAGGAAACAAACAGGAUAGUAGUAUCUCUAAAAACCAGAUGUAUGAACCCAGCAAGAAAACUUAUGAAACUAUUAGCAAAUUCACGCUCCCAGUAACAAAGUGGAAAUCCUGGAGUACAGUAACAUGUAGAGCUGAACAUCAAUGCUUCUCCAGUGAGGGAAAGACCAUCUAUAUUGUUGAGCCUGUACAGUGGAAUACUUCUGUACUGAUUAGAAGGCCUUUUGCAGACAGUGCUGUGCUGCAGUGUGUGGGAAAUGAGCUUCCCUCUGGUGUGCUUACUGUCAUACUCCAGUCCAGUGCAACUGAGAUCUCUCGUCAGUAUGUGGACCUGCCCGAAGACCUGAACACUCUCACCACAUACUUCACUGUUCCUGACACAUAUCAAACCAAAGAUCAUCGCUUCUCAUGUAUAGUUUACCAAAACAUUAAUAAUAAGUGGACAUCAGAUUCUACUGAAUGUAUUUUUGGUGACCCUACUGUGGAACUCUUAAUGGUUCCCAGUGUUGGACACCCCACAUCAGAACCACAAAUAUUGCAGUGCAUUGGCACUGGAUUCAACCCAAAGAUUAAAUGGCUUGUCAAAUCGGUGGAGAAGCAUGAUGCUACUUCUAAAAGUAUGAUGCAAGCAGAUGGACGUGUAAAAGUGUUCAGUGAAAUAUCAGUGUCACAGCAAGACUGGAAUCAAGGUUCAAAAUAUACAUGUAAAGUUAAUGAUGAGAAGCUUAAAAAAAAACAUGUCGAGAAGAGCACCAAUAUUUGUGCAGCUCAUCCAUCUGUCAAACCACAAAUACAUCUGGCCAAACCUAAUCUCAUAUCAGUAAAAACAAAUCAGCUGGUCACAACUUCAUGUACUGUUGAGUCAAUGUACUAUGAUGUACAAGUUUCAUGGUUUGGGGAAGGAAACAAACAGGAUAGUAGUAUCUCUAAAAACCAGAUGUAUAAACCCAGCAAGAAAACUUAUGAAACUAUUAGCAAAUUCACGCUCCCAGUAACAAAGUGGAAAUCCUGGAGUACAGUAACAUGUAGAGCUGAACAUCAAUGCUUCUCCAGUGAGGGAAAGACCAUCUAUAUUGUUGAGCCUGUACAGUGGAAUACUUCUGUACUGAUUAGAAGGCCUUUUGCAGACAGUGCUGUGCUGCAGUGUGUGGGAAAUGAGCUUCCCUCUGGUGUGCUUACUGUCAUACUCCAGUCCAGUGCAACUGAGAUCUCUCGUCAGUAUGUGGGACCUGCCGAAGACCUGAACACUCUCACCACAUACUUCACUGUUCCUGACACAUAUCAAACCAAAGAUCAUCGCUUCUCAUUGACUGCAGCUAUGGCUCAGGUCUACCUGUUAGGUCCAUCCUUUAAUGACAUGAGCUCAACGAAUCAUGUGCAUGUGACCUGUCUGGUACUGGCUCACAAGAUCGACAUCUAUGCUGUUACAUGGAGAGUAGGCAAGGAUGCGGCAUCUCAGGGUGUGAACAAACAACCUUCUAUAGACCAUCAUAAUGGAACAGAAAGUUUUCAAAGCAUUCUAGAGGUCUCAGCUUCAAAAUGGAAUGCACACACAGUCAUUUACUGCGAGGUAUCAAAUCUGUGCUCCAGUGCAACACAGAGCCUCAACAUCUCCAAAGUCAAAGACCCCAAAAGGCCAACUGUCCAAAUCCUUCAACUCAGUGACAGAGAUUUGUCAGGACCCCAUGAGAAGACCCUGCUGUGCUUGAUCUCUAGAUUCUACCCAGCUGAGAUCUCUGUCUACUGGGACCUGAAUGGAAUGAAGCUGGAAAAAUCUCAGUUUUCCAACAGUCCAGCAGGUGCACACUCUGUGGGCCCAGAUUUCACCAUGCACAGCACACUGACAUUACCAGAAUCAGGACACGAGAAUGACACUUACUCUUGCAUAGUCAGCCACCAGUCAUCAGAAACACCAAUAGUCAGCAGGCUGGACAACAUAUAUGCCUCAGUGGUCAAAUCUGCACCCACUGUGGACCUCCUGCGGCACUCUGAUGAGUUGGUGUGUCUGGUGUCCAAAUACAGCCCAUCUGCCAUUAACAUCACCUGGCUCAAAGGUAGUGAGGUCGUGCAGCACAACAGGCCUCUUCCUGCCAAGGACGCCACAGGGAAAUUCAUGGUUCAGAGCCGUCUGCAACUUCGUGCUACUGAUUGGAAGGCAGAAACUACAUACACUUGCCAGGUUGACCACAUAACUGGCACUGUUAUUCACAGGAUCUCUAAAGAAGAAUUUUUUCAAGAAAGUAUAUAUUUUGAUGACAACCUGUUUCAAGCUGUCAAUCUGGAUAUUUCUGAAGAAACCUGGAAGACAGCCUGUACGUUCAUUGCACUCUUUGUCAUCUCCCUCAUUUAUGGGUUCUUGGUCACACUAGUUAAAGUAAAGUAAAGGUCUCAUGAUUAGUAAUAAUAUUUUGGGCAUAUUUCUUUAAGUAUUAUAUUAAGCAAAGCCUUUUAAUAAAAUACAUUAGUGCAACAUACAAAUAAAAUGUCUAGUCUUAAUACAUAAAAGAUAAAAAAAACUCUUUAAAAAAGAACAAAUCAAAAAAAAUAAUAAACUCAAAUAUCUUACUGUUUGAUCCUGCAGAUGGAAUAUUCAGUUAAUGGCUUUGGAAUUACUGGCUCUGUUUUAUGUUUUUCGCAAUUUACUUACUUUAUUCUAAAUGUAUGCUGUCUCAUUCAAAUAAAACUGAUUUGUUAAAAAUGA